AUGGACGCGAUGGAAGCCGUACUGAGAAAUUUCAAGCUGAUACCCUGCCCAACAGGGGACAGCUGCACCAAGGCGAACUGCCCGUGGCAGCAUCCACGGGACCAGAUUCCUGCCUCGGCCAGAGACGAUGGAGGUAGCCGGGACGAAGACGGGCCACGAAAACGUCGAAAGGUCUUCUCUGAGCCCGCGUCUACCCCAGUCCAGCUGUCCUCGACGAAACCAGAGCCGGCUUCAUCAAAGCGGCCGGUUUCGCCGCCGCCCUUGAAGCGCAAGGCGCCCCAACAUCCAAGUCAGCCAGCUCUCGUCUCAACACCAACCAAGCCAUCACCAAUCUCUACCGUGUCUUCCUCGACAGCAACCAAACCCGAACAGAAUGUCACGCUUCCGCAAGUCACACGUCAGCCCACCACGCCGCAAAAUGUCAUGCCCAGGAAGCCUGAAACGCUAAAUCCACGUCACCUGAAGACUGCAGCGCCCGCGGCCCAUGACUUUCGAUAUAAAGCUCUCAAACUUCUCCAUGACCAGUUCCAGCGACUCAACGAAGAACUGAAGAAGGACGCCAAGCAGGACGAGCAGAAGUUUGUUCUCUCAGCUCAGGAACUGAUAUGGCUAGCGCUGGACGAGGAGCAGAGAAUGGCGACCGAAAAACCCUCCAUCUAUCAGAACGUUAUCAAGCAUCGCAUUAUGACAUACAAACGCAUGACGCCAGGCCAGUGGAAGGACGAGCGUGUCGCCGAGUUCAGGAAGAAGGCGGCCCAGGCGACUCCGGGGUCCAGGACACCGAAAAAGCCGGUUCUGGGGCCUCCCAAGGUCAUCCAGACCGGUCUCACUCCCCAACAGGAAGUCAAGAUGCUGGAUUAUCUCCGCACCCCGAUCGAGAGCCUUUCUAAGUGGGGCUACGUUCCGGUUGCGCCGUCCGAAGAGGAGAUUACCAAGGCGCGCGAAGGACAAGAGGCUUCGCUGGGAUGGGAGGUAUGCGACCGAUGCACAACUCGCUUCCAAGUGUUCCCCGGCCGCCGCGAGGAGGAUGGCGCUCUCACCUCGGGGGGCAAGUGUGUCCAUCACCCCGGCCGGCUAUACUACCCGGAGCGGGUCCUCGGCGACACGGACAAGCCGACGAGGCGGUACCGGUGCUGCCAGCAGGUGGUGGGCGAGUCGCCGGGCUGUGUGAGCGGCAGCACGCACGUCUUCAAGACAACCUCGCCGGCGCGCCUGGCUGCCGUCAUCCCUUUCGCCGAGACGCCGCCGAACUCGCUGGUGCCCAAGGACCGUGCCGUCUGCUUCGACUGCGAGAUGGGCUACACGGUGCGCGGCCUCGAACUGAUUCGCCUGACGGCAACAAGCUGGCCUGACGGCAAGGAGCUGCUGGACGUGCUGGUAAAGCCGGUUGGCGAGAUACUGGAUCUCAACUCGCGAUUCUCUGGCGUGUGGCCAGAGGACAUCGUCAACGCCGAGCCGUGGUCGCCCGACAAACCCAAUACGACGACGCAAGACGAGACUGAAACGCAGGAAGACGGCUACCGCGCAACAACAGCAGCAGCAGCAGCAGGCGAUGAGACAGACGCAGCGCACGGGAGGAAGAAGAAAAAAAAGAUGCAGAUCGUCCCGUCCCCCGUCGUCGCCCGCGACUUGCUGUUCCAACUCAUCGCGCCUGAGACGCCGCUCAUCGGCCACGGGUUGGAAAACGACCUCAACGCGGUCCGCGUCAUCCACCCGACACUGGUCGACACCAUCCUGCUGUACCCGCACCGCAGGGGGCUGCCGAUGCGGUACGGUCUGAAGAUGCUCAUGGAGACGCAGCUGAACAGGGCGAUCCAGGUAGAGGAGGUGGACGGCAAAGCGACGGGGCAUGAUAGCGCCGAGGAUGCGCGUGCGGCGGGGGAGCUGGUGAGGUUGAAGGUGAUGGAGAAGUGGAGGGAUAUGAGGGCGCAGGGGUGGAGGGUGUUGGAGGAGGGUGAGUUUGUGCCGCCUGGUGGGACGGCGCAGACGCAGGCGCAGUCGUCUGGUGGUGGUGGGAAGGGCCCGAAGGGGGAAAGGAGGUUGAGUGAGGCUUUUCUUGAGGAGGAGGACGGUGAAUUGCCUAGUACCUGA
Molecule: messenger RNA, 2091 nt
Organism: Parathielavia appendiculata
Lineage: Eukaryota; Fungi; Ascomycota; Sordariomycetes; Sordariales; Chaetomiaceae
Exons: 1
Coding region: 1-2091 (696 amino acids)
Cellular component (GO): nucleus
Molecular function (GO): exonuclease activity; nucleic acid binding
Source: RefSeq, a predicted model, not a curated record